Messenger RNA from Wallemia ichthyophaga EXF-994, 3978 nucleotides. RefSeq names its product DNA repair protein RAD50. The transcript is spliced from 3 exons. Gene Ontology annotation, biological process: double-strand break repair; telomere maintenance via recombination; telomere maintenance via telomerase. Gene Ontology annotation, cellular component: condensed nuclear chromosome; Mre11 complex; nucleus. NCBI's taxonomy places the organism in Eukaryota, Fungi, Basidiomycota, Wallemiomycetes, Wallemiales, Wallemiaceae. Bases 1 to 3978 code for a protein of 1325 amino acids. The record is from RefSeq and is a predicted model, not a curated record. Gene Ontology annotation, molecular function: ATP hydrolysis activity; double-stranded telomeric DNA binding; G-quadruplex DNA binding.
AUGCUGGUAAAUUUGAAGGUAAAUCUAAUAUUUCUAAUAAACCCAGGCUAUAUACAGAAGCUGCUAAUACGUGGUAUACGCUCCUUUGACGAUAAAUCAAACGAAGUUAUCCAGUUUGAUAAGCCAAUCACAAUCAUUUCUGGGCAUAAUGGGAGUGGGAAGACUACAAUUAUUGAAUGCUUGAAAUACUCCACUACCGGUUAUCUCCCUCCGAAUUCAAAAGGCGGCGCUUUCAUCCACGAUCCAAAGCUGGCCAAUGAAACUCAAGUAAAAGCCCAAGUAAAGCUAAGAUUCACAUCGACAUCCAAACAGACACUCACUGUUACCCGAAAUCUACAAGCAACCCAAUCCAGAUCAAACACACUCUCCUCAAAGACCCUCGAAGCUACUCUACAAUCCAUCGACACAAAGACCAACAAGAGGAACGCCAUUUCUUCCAAGUGCGCUGCUAUCGAUAACGAUCUCCCUCUCUUCAUCGGCGCUUCAAAAGCUGUUCUCGAUAACGUCAUCUUUUGCCAUCAAGAAGACUCCAAUUGGCCUUUGUCUGAACCUUCCGUUUUGAAAAAAAAAUUUGACGACAUUUUCGAGGCAACGAGGUUUACAAAGGCUUUAGAUAGCAUAAAGGUUCUUAGAAAAGACAGAAACAUCGAUCUUAAACUUCAAUCUGAGAAACUUAAAUCGCUCUCCUCAGAUAAAGAUAGGGCUUCCAAAUUACGUCAUCAACUCAAUUCCCUCACAAAUGACAUUCACCAUAAACAACUCCUUUUUGAUGAAUUGGCCAUUGAAAUAGACACCCUCUCUCAUGCUAACAGCGAACUCUACCAAUCUGCUUCCAAGUUGACUGAAAUUUUUCAGAAGGUUGAAACUCUUGAACAACGUGAAACUCUCAUCCAAGACAACCUAAACUCUCUCUCCCUCUCCAUCUCCAUUCUCAACGACUCUGAUCAAGAUUUGCAUAUCCGCCAAACAAACUUUCAGUCUCACCUCGAUGAGCAGUUGAGAUUGAAAGACAGCGAGUCAGUCCUGUAUCAUUCACAGCUAGAAUCAUCAUCCCUCAUCAACCGCCGCCUUCAAUCUCUCCUAACCACAAGAGGUCAACUCGAAGCCGAGGCCACCAAAUACGACGACGAGUUGCGCAAGAGGUUUGACCUCAUUGGUGAUGUCGCCCGCGAGUUGAACAUGCGCAUCGAAAUGGACUCGUACGAUAACCAAGAUGCUGCCAUCGCCUUCCUCGAUAGCCUCAAAGGUCGUGUUAAAAUGCACCUCCAAGAGGUCACGAAAGUGCGCAACGACGGCACUCUCAAACAACGUGAAUUCGAGCAGCAAGUGCAGAGUAUCGCAGCCCAACUAGUUGCAAAGCAACAAGCUAAAAUUAGUAUCCGACAGCAGAUUGAUCAGCAUAACCUGAAGCGCUGUCGUACUCAGUCUCAAAUCGAUGAUCUUAGCACCACAUAUAACAAAAUUGAAGGCAUGAAGAGCGAUGUCGAUCAAUCCUAUCGUCAGCUUCAAGCCAUCAAUGAUGAUGUUGUAUCUUUGCGCUACGACGACAAGAUUUCCGAUAUGACAGCGACGAUACGCUCCCUCGAAGAGCGCAAGGAUGAACGUAAUGGGGAGAUGGCUACACUCAACCAGCAAUCUGACACGCGUGCACGCCUUGCUAUCAAAAAGUCUGAUCUUGAGCGCAAGCAGAGUACAGUACAGUCAAGCGUCGCUAACAAGCAGGCGCUAAUAGAUGUUUAUUUCACAGAUAGCGAUCCAGAGACACUUGAGAUAUCCGUUGGUCGCUUGUAUCGCGAGCGCGAGGGUGAUUUUGAACGCGAGCAGAGUGAAUACAAGUCUCUUACCAAGCAGUUCAACCAGCUCGAGACGAUACUCGGCGGUGAGAGGCAGCGUGAAAAGGGAAAGAAGGCAGAGAUAGCGCAUGUGGAGAAACGCAUAGAUGAGGCAUUGAAAUCGUCCCAGACUGACGCUGCUACGCUCGAAGAAGCAACGCGCGUCGCAGAGGAAGAGAAGAACGGUUGUAUGGCUGAGAUACACGAAAGUAGUGGUACUGGGGAUUUUCUGCGCAAGGCUCUCGAAAUUGCACGCGCCAAACACAAAUGUCGUUGUUGCAAUAGGAGCAUUAGCGAUGGUGACGAGAUGGGCAAAUUUGAAUCGUAUGUAAACAGCCGUCUCGACAAACUCAAUCCGGCCCAUCUGGAUGAGGUGGAGAAUGACAUGAAGGAGUGGUCGCGCAUACACGAGGGGUUAAAAAUUCUUAAGCCAGUAGCGAGCAAUCUCGAUCGCAUGUGCAGUGUUGAGCUGCCUUCACUCACUACGUCAAUCGGCGAGCUCGAAGCGAAGCACUCGAUACUGGAGAGAGAUGUUAAUAGAGCAGAUUCAGGUCUCGACGCGGGUAAGAAAGCUCUUGGUGAGCUUGAGCAGCUCAAGAUGCUAGCUGGAGACGUAUCGCGUGUGCUGCGCGAGAUAAAAGACCUUGAGCGGGAGAUCAGUUCGCUCGAACGCGAACUCAAACUCACCUCCAACUCCUCCCUCACCCUUGAAGAAGUACAGCGGGAGCUGGGCGAUAUAUCCGCGCGCAUUCGCAGCACGGCUGAUGAACUUACAGUGGCUCAGCAUGCCAAGGCGAAGAAAAUGCAGGAGCUAUCGCAUGCUCAGGAGUGCCAUCACGAGAAACAGUUAUCACUAGAGCAGUCUCGUAACGCAGCUCGGGAGCUAGAAGCUGCCAAGGGUGGACUAACUGAGAUAGAUCUGGAGAUACGGCAGCUGAGUGACCAAUCGCGCAUGCUUGAUCCAGAGAUAGACGCUUUGUCUGGUCCACGAGAUGUACUAGAGCGGGAGAAGUGUGAGCACAGUGAGCAAGUUGAGCGUGCUGAGGAGACUGCCCGCUCCAAACUCCACAAAGUAGAGGGAUACGUGCAGCAGCUUCUCUCUGCCAACCGCACCAUUGCGGGGUACGUAUCCAGCGACGUGCUCACGAAACUGGCUGAAACACUCGAGCGCAUCGCCGCUCUCGAAGCUGAAGAGGCGGAGUCGCGCACACACGCUCAACGUCUCCACGAGAACAUUCGCUCAUACGAACAGACGGCCGCGAGCGCGAAAGAGGCAGAGCGGAACUUAAGCGAUAAUAUCCGACAUCGCAAACUCGCUAGAGAACUCGACGAGUUGCGCGAUCAGAUUAACUCGUACGAUCUCGAGGAAACGACGCGCGCUAAAAGAGAAUUCGAUGAGAUGUACGAUGAUAGUCGCGCAAAGGAGGCAGAUAAACAGGCCCAGCAUUAUGCUCUCGGUGGAGAGCUCCUCAGCGAGAAGAAGAGAAUCGAUGGGUUGACAAGUGACCUCGAUAGUGAGUACAAGGAUAUCGACUAUAUACACCAUCGUCAGCAUGUUGCCGUCACCGCUUCUUCACUCGCGAACGACGAUCUGGAGAAAUAUGCCAAAGCACUCGAGGGCGCUAUUCUCCAGUUCCACGGUCUAAAGAUGGACGAAAUCAACGAACAGAUACACCACCUCUGGCAGCGCACAUACCAGGGCACCGACAUCGACACGAUAGCUAUCCGAUCCGAUGCAGAAGGCGCACGUGGAGGCAAAUCGUACAACUACCGCGUCGUCAUGGCGAAAGAUCGCACCGAGAUGGAUAUGCGCGGUAGGUGCUCAGCUGGACAGAAGGUGCUAGCGUCGAUUAUAAUUCGCUUGGCAUUGGCAGACAGCUUCGGGGAUAAGUGUGGCAUCCUCGCCCUAGAUGAACCUACAACCAACCUCGACCAGGAAAAUAUUCAGUCGCUCGCUAGUGGCUUGGCAGAGUUGAUACACGAACGCAAGCAGCUUGAUGUGAAUUUUCAACUCAUACUCAUUACGCAUGACGAGGAUUUCUUGAAGUAUCUCAGUCAGUAUAAUGUCACUAACUUCUUUUGGCAUGUCGGCAGAGAUGAGAAUCAGUGCUCUAUUAUACAGAGACAGACUAUCAUCGGUGCAUAG